CAGCGGCGGCUCCGGGUGUCGCCGGGCGGGCAGGGGGCAGCGCGGGCCGGAGCCGGGCAGGGGGCGCCCGCCGCGGCCCCCGCGCACUCCUAGCGCCCCAGACGUGCCGGCGGACUCCGACCGUCCUUGCCGCCGUCCCGCCCGCCGUCUCCGCCCCUCCACCCUUUGUGCCGCCGCCGUCCGGUGCCCCCGGCUCCGCAGGACCCCGGCCGGGCCGGACCGCCGCGGUGCGCCAGGCCCGCGUGGGCGCCGGGUCGGCGGCCGAUGGCGAGGGGGCGCGGCGCGGGCGAGGGCGCUGCAGCCGGAGUCCGCGACGCGGGAGGCCCGGCCCGCCUCCGCCGCAUUGUCCCGGGCCCCGCGCCCCGGCCCUGAGCCGCGCCGCCGCAGCGCCCGCCUGCCGCCCGCCGCCCGCGGGGCCAUGCGGAGAGCCGCCGGGAUGGAGGACUUCUCCACAGAGGAAGAGGAGCCCUGGUACGACCAGCAGGACCUGGAACAGGACUUGCACUUGGCCGCAGAGCUGGGGAAGACCCUGCUGGAGAGGAACAAGGAGCUGGAGGAGUCUCUGCAGCAGAUGUACUCCACCAAUGAGGAGCAAGUGCAGGAGAUCGAGUACCUAACCAAGCAGCUGGACACACUGCGGCACAUGAAUGAGCAGCAUGCCAAAGUGUACGAGCAGCUGGACCUGACAGCCCGAGACCUGGAGCUGACCAACCAGAAGCUGGUGCUGGAGAGUAAGGCUGCCCAGCAGAAGAUCCAUGGGCUGACAGAGACCAUCGAGCGCCUGCAGGCCCAGGUGGAGGAGCUGCAGGCCCAGGUGGAGCAGCUGCGGGGCCUGGAGCAGCUGCGGGUGCGCCGAGAGAAGCGGGAGCGCAGACGCACUGUCCACACCUUCCCCUGCCUCAGGGAGCUGUGCACCAGCCCCCGGUGUGAGGAUGCCUUCCGCCUGCACAGUUCCUCCUUGGAGCUGGGCCCGCGGCCCCUGGAGCAGGAGAACGAGCGACUGCAGACCUUGGUGGGUGUGCUGCGUUCCCAGGUGAGCCAGGAGCGGCAGCGCAAGGAGCGGGCGGAGCGCGAGUACACGGCGGUGCUGCAGGAGUACUCGGAGCUGGAGCGGCAGCUGUGCGACAUGGAGGGCUGCCGCCUGCGCGUGCAGGAGCUGGAGGCCGAGCUGCUGGAGCUGCAGCAGAUGAAGCAGGCCAAGACCUACCUGCUGGGCCGGGAGGACCACCUGGCCGAGGCCCUGCUCGCGCCCCUCACCCAGGCCCCCGAGGCCGAUGACCCCCAGCCCGGCAGCGGGGACGACUCGGCUGCCCAGGACGGCGUCUCCUCGCCGGCCGCCUCCCCGGGCCACGCUGUGCGCAAGAGCUGCAGCGACACCGCGCUCAACGCCAUCGUGGCCAAAGACCCCGCCAGCCGGCACGCAGGCAACCUCACACUGCAUGCCAACAGCGUGCGCAAGCGCGGCAUGUCCAUCCUGCGGGAGGUGGACGAGCAGUACCACGCGCUGCUCGAGAAAUAUGAGGAGCUGCUGAGCAAGUGCCGGCAGCACGGCGCCGGGGUGCGGCAUGCCGGCGUGCAGACCUCGCGGCCCGUCUCCCGGGACAGCUCGUGGAGAGACCUUCGUGGGGGCGAGGAGGGCCAGGGGGAGGCCAAGGCAGGGGAGAAGAGCCUGAGCCAGCACGUGGAGGCUGUGGACAAGCGGCUGGAGCAGAGCCAGCCCGAGUACAAGGCGCUUUUCAAGGAGAUCUUUUCCAGGAUCCAGAAGACCAAGGCCGACAUCAAUGCCACCAAAGUCAAGACGCACAGCAGCAAGUGACCCUU
Odobenus rosmarus divergens (Pacific walrus) is the source of this 1821-nucleotide messenger RNA. It is a transcript of the gene CDR2L, whose product is annotated as cerebellar degeneration-related protein 2-like. Bases 419 to 1816 code for a protein of 465 amino acids. The transcript is spliced from 5 exons. The record is from RefSeq and is a predicted model, not a curated record. Lineage: Eukaryota; Metazoa; Chordata; Mammalia; Carnivora; Odobenidae.